AACGCAUUAAGGCCCCCUCUUGGCUGCCUCUCUCAACCUCUCCCAAAUAAACCUCUUUCUCCAUAGCUUUCCACAACACAGGCCACAUACUCUCUCUCUCUCUCUCUCUCUCUCUCUCUCUCUCUCUCUCUCUCUCUCUCUCUCUCUCUCUCUCUCUCUCUCUCUCUCUCUCUCUCUCUCUUCUUUCUCAUACAGUAAGCCUGUUAUCCACAGCCAUGAACAAUUUUGCAAUGAAUCCCACAGCUGGAACACAAUUAAUACUGCUUCUCUUGAUCGCCCACUUCACUAUUUCUCCAGGAAGAUGCCAUGCGCUUGAGAUGAGGCCAGUUGAAUCAACCCAAUACCAGGUGGUUGAAGCAGCACUUGUGGGCAGUCACACCAGUCAUCUUGAUGGAAGGAGGAAGCUGGCACCAUUCCAACUGUGCUUGGUGUGCAAGUGCUGUGCUGCUGGUGGUGCAGAUCCAACCACUGGUACUUGUGCCACCAUGCCAUGCUGCUUUGGCAUAGACUGUCAGCUCCCCAACAAGCCCUUUGGUGUGUGUGCUUUUGUUCCCAAGACCUGUAACUGUACCUCUUGUGCUGUCUAACCACCUCUCUCUCUCUCUCUCUCUCUCUCUCUCUCUCUCUCAUACAUAAAAAGACAAACACAGACUGUAUAAACUUUUUUACAUUUUCACCUUUUCAUAAUCUUCAUAUACACUUCAUUGAAGUGGGUUCUCUGUUGUGUUCUCCACCUCCCUCACUGCCUCAAAACGCUGGGGGUAAAUUCCUUGUAUGUAGUUUUGGUCUUUUAGCCAUUUAUUGAUUCUAUGCUGUAAUGUAAUCCAAUAAUGUGUGGCAACUCAUUUGUAUUGUGUAUAUGCAUGUAUGAGUAAUAAUUCCUUGAGAUUAAUGAUCCAA
This is a messenger RNA of Vitis vinifera (wine grape), 900 nucleotides long. RefSeq lists its product as uncharacterized. The record is from RefSeq and is a predicted model, not a curated record. The transcript is spliced from 2 exons. The coding region runs from base 216 to 587 and encodes 123 amino acids. Lineage: Eukaryota; Viridiplantae; Streptophyta; Magnoliopsida; Vitales; Vitaceae.